This is a messenger RNA of Penicillium pulvis, 615 nucleotides long. Its product is annotated as DUF4396 domain-containing protein. Lineage: Eukaryota; Fungi; Ascomycota; Eurotiomycetes; Eurotiales; Aspergillaceae. The record is from RefSeq and is a predicted model, not a curated record. The coding region runs from base 1 to 615 and encodes 204 amino acids. The transcript is spliced from 2 exons.
AUGUACCGAUCAUGUCAAAUACCAAAACUACUCCAUAAUACUCACCGACUAUAUCCCUCUAUACAUAAGAUUCGCCCCUUUUCCAAGAUCCCUUCUGCACAAGCCUGUCAGAAACCAUCGAAUCAAGACAAUACUCCAACCCCGUCAUCCAACAUCUUCAUCUUGAAUCGCACAUUCUGGUCUUGCAGGUCAACAUGGAAAAGAGCCCGAAUCAACACACUCCGCUGUCUACUUGGUUGCACAAUUGGUGAUUUCUCUGCUAUGUGGACACUGCAAUCUUUGUACCCUGAGCUAGGGAUGAAUACCAUCAUGCUUGUCUCUAUGGCAUCCGGCAUCACUUCAUCCAUAAUCUUGGAAACAGUCCUACUCAAACGCGGCGCAGAUGCCUUAUCGUGGAGUAGAGCUGCGCGUACAGCUAUGGGUAUGAGUAUGGUUUCUAUGAUUGCGAUGGAGAUAGCUGAAAAUGCAGUGGAUUAUCAUCUUACGGGUGGCAUUGUGGCCUUUGAUGAUCCGAGGUUCUGGGUUGCGGCGGUGGUUUCUGUUGGUGCAGGAUUUCUGGCUCCGCUGCCUUAUAAUUAUGUGCGGUUAAGGAAAUAUGGGAAGGCUUGUCAUUGA